Molecule: messenger RNA, 921 nt
Organism: Danaus chrysippus (African queen)
Lineage: Eukaryota; Metazoa; Arthropoda; Insecta; Lepidoptera; Nymphalidae
Source: the annotation of a GenBank genome assembly
AUGUGGAGAAGCAGGGAGGAUACGGGACAGGCGGUUGCACAGGGCAGGGUCCCGGCGGAAUUGUCCGUGAUGGACGAAAGUGCAAUCGCCUCGGCCAUCCCCUCACCCGCCGUCGCCAAUCUCAAUAUCACCAAAUCUUCCAAGGUCCACAUCGGUCCCAAGUUCGUCUCCGUCACUCAAAAUGUACAAAAUGCUGAAACUCUUAAAGGCCGUUUUCUGGGCCUCGAAUUGGUAUCAACCAAGCAGGCGCGGAGGUUGCGUUGCAGCGUCGCAGUAUUUGUAUGUUGGGCGCUAGUAGUAGCCUCCGCGCUUGUCAUCUAUCUCGUCUAUGUGGCGUUGCCGAAUCAACAAUUUCGUCUUGAUAUAGGUCUAAAUGAAACGUGGUACUUACGUCGGGGUGACUGGCAAGCGAUGGCUCCUUAUGCCAUAAAUUUCUUGCAUCUGCCUGUCCCUAAAGUCAUCAUUGGUCAUUCGGCGGCAAAUUAUUGUAACCAAAGGUACAGAUGCAUAGAACAGAUGCUCAUCAUCCAACAAGACCAUUUAAGACGAGAGCUUGCUGACAUCGGCCCAAAUUUCCUCGUCGGUGGCAACGGGUUUAUUUUUGAGGGUAGAGGUGCUAACGUCCAUGGAGCUAUGGUCGGCUCUUUAAAUUCUAAAGCUAUAUCGAUCAUGUUCAUGGGAAAUUACAUCCACGACCAACCAGACUCGAAGCAAUUUGAACAUCUAAACGUUCUUCUGGACGUUCUGGUCAGAGAGGGAGUUCUGCGACAAGAUUAUACUUUGGUUGGCCAUUGUCAGGUUAAUUUCGAUACGAUCAGUCCUGGUCCUCAUAUAAUGACCCAGUUAGGUCAUUUCUUACAUUGGAAUCGAGCUAAUGCCAGUCGUUGCCUGCCAAGACAACGAAUGUUUGAAAAUGAUUGA